GAGAAGAGAGCAAUAGGGAAAGAGUGCAAAAAAAGGGAGGACAGCUCAGCAAAUCAGCCCAGUAGCAUUCCUCUCACAGCUGAUAUCCAGGCUGGGAGGGGGAGUUUAGCUCACCAGGAGAAAAAAAAAACAAGAAAUUGCAUUAAAAAACAAAUUUUCUCUGAGUGAAGAAAUCAGAAGACUCUCUGGAGAGGAAAGGGAACAACAAGAAAGAGGAAUCAGAGAGCUGCUGCAGCCUCCGAGUGUCCUGCAGGGCAAGAUGGAUUCAGACUCCGGAGAGCAGAGUGACGGAGACCUCUCUCCAGGGCAGGAGAGCUUUAACUCUCGCUCCCUGGCCCUGCAGGCCCAGAAGAAGAUCCUGAGCAAAAUGGCGACCAUGGUGGUGGCCAACAUGUUGACAGAUGACACCAGCAGCGAGAUCUUGGACGAGCUCUACAAGACGAGCCGGGAGUUCACCAAGAGCAAGAAGGAGGCCCACAAGAUCAUCAAGGACGUCAUAAAGAUCGCCCUGAAGAUCGGCAUAUUGUACCGCAACCACCAGUUCAGCCCUGACGAGCUGGACACAGUGGAGCGCUUCAAGAAGAAGAUGAACCAAGCGGCUAUGACGGCAGUGUCGUUCUACGAGGUGGAGUACACCUUUGACAGGAAUAUUCUGUCUGAGCUCCUGCUGGAGUGUAGGGACCUGCUUCACACCCUGGUCGAGCAUCACCUGACCGCGCGCUCACAUGCACGCAUUGAUCAUGUUUUCAACCAUUUUGCCCAUGGGGAGUUCCUGGCUGAGCUGUACGGGGACGGAGAGGAGUAUAGACUCUCUCUGAGGAAGAUCUGCAACGGCAUCAACAAACUGCUGGACGAAGGAACGCUUUAACCUCUCACAUCUGACCUCUUUCACCUUUAGCUCUUUAUCCUCUUGCUCCUUAUCUCGCUGGUCUCUCCUGCCUCCUUUUAUUUCCUAUUCACUUGCUCACCCCUGGCCACUCACAUCGUCUGCCUGUCUGCUCUCGUUCUUCCUGUUUCUUCUUCAUCCAUUUCUAUGAGGCUAGUUGUAACUAUCCUGCUGCUGUGUUCAAUGAUGGAUUUUUGAGACUGUUUUUCCACUCAGUGGAUCAUUGCUGCACAGUGUUAAAGCAUUCCAAGUCAUCCCCGUUUGUGUGCAAAAGUGUACUGUACCAAUGGCCAAAAAACAUACAUUAGGUAUUUGGAUAUGGAAGAUAAUCAGUGGUAGUAAUCAGUCUCUCGCUCUGUGUGUGUGUGUGUGUGUGUGUGUGUGUGUGUGUGUGGGAUUCUCUUGAAUAAUGUGUUUGUAUAUAAGACCAACUAUGACAUGGUGUGUGUUAUGUAUCUGUGACUAUGUCAGUCUUCUCUACAAGGGUGUAACACUUGUCUUUUAUUAAAGAUUUCUUGUAAACAUUA
Molecule: messenger RNA, 1413 nt
Organism: Micropterus dolomieu (smallmouth bass)
Lineage: Eukaryota; Metazoa; Chordata; Actinopteri; Centrarchiformes; Centrarchidae
Gene: tnfaip8l3
Product: tumor necrosis factor, alpha-induced protein 8-like 3
Exons: 2
Coding region: 260-868 (202 amino acids)
Biological process (GO): regulation of apoptotic process
Cellular component (GO): cytoplasm
Source: RefSeq, a predicted model, not a curated record